Messenger RNA from Pleuronectes platessa (European plaice), 2269 nucleotides. RefSeq names its product high-affinity choline transporter 1. Gene Ontology annotation, biological process: choline transport; transmembrane transport; acetylcholine biosynthetic process. Gene Ontology annotation, molecular function: choline:sodium symporter activity. The record is from RefSeq and is a predicted model, not a curated record. Gene Ontology annotation, cellular component: plasma membrane. Lineage: Eukaryota; Metazoa; Chordata; Actinopteri; Pleuronectiformes; Pleuronectidae. Bases 53 to 1693 code for a protein of 546 amino acids. The transcript has 9 exons.
CAGCGGCAGAUUUGCGGAUGUGCAGAGGAGGGGAACCUACUGAAAGACAAUCAUGGCGUUGAAUGUCCCGGGACUGGUGGCUGUGUUGAUUUUUUACGUGGUCAUCCUGGUCAUUGGGAUCUGGGCAUCUCGAAAAUCCAAGAAAGAGGAGAAGACAUGUACUGGGAGCAAGAGCGAGGUCACCAUCGUCGGUGGCCGCAACAUCAAUGUCUUUGUUGGGAUUUUCACCAUGACAGCGACAUGGGUUGGUGGAGGUUAUAUUAUGGGAACCACUGAGGCUGUUUAUGUUCCCACCCGUGGUCUCAUUUGGGCUCUGGGGCCACCUGCACAUCUUUUGGGUUUUCUUUUGGCGGGACUCUUCUUUGCCAAACCUAUGAGGUCAAAAUGUUACGUGACUAUGUUGGACCCGUUCCAGUAUCGCUAUGGCAACAUGUUCACCGCAAUGCUGCUAGUUCCGGCUCUGAUCAGCGAUAUUCUGUGGGUGGCCUGCAUCCUUUCUGGUCUGGGAGGAACGAUGAGCAUGAUUCUCGAGUUGCCGUCAGCCCUCUCUAUUGUUAUCUCGGCCGCUGUCUCCAUCAUCUAUACAGUAUUAGGGGGUCUGUACUCUGUUGCAUAUACUGAUGUCAUCCAGUUUUGCUUCAUCUUUGUCAGCCUGUGGCUCUGUGUUCCUUUUAUGCUCCUCAGUCCUGCUAUUACUGACCUCGCACAAAGACCCCACAUCAACCAAACGAGUGAGAUCCCAUGGCUGGGAGAGAUGGAGCUGGCGGACGCAGGAAUAUGGAUGGAUGAGUUUCUAUUAGUGACCUUGGGCGGACUGGCCUAUCAAUGUCUCUACCAGAGGGUCCUCUCUGCAGCCUCCUCUGCUCAGGCUCAGAUCACCUGCUUCGCUGCUGCUGGGACAGUUUUUAUGAUGGGAAUUCCCUCGGUGAUCAUAGGAGCAGUGGCGGCCUCUGCAGACUGGAACCAGACAGCGUAUGGUCUACCCCCUCCUUACGAACGAGGGGAGGCGGUGAAGAUCUUGCCACUGGCCCUGCAAUAUCUCACACCCAACUGGGUAUCAGUGUUAGGCAUUGGUGCUGUGGCUGCAGCAGUCAUGUCCUCAAUGGACUCUGUGCUGCUGUCCUCAGCAUCAAUGUUUACACAAAACAUUUACAGGACGACUUUAAGAAAGCAGGCGUCGGAGCGGGAGCUGCUGUGGGUGAUCCGUGGUAGCGUGGUGCUGGUGGGCCUGGCAGGAACAGGCCUGGCCUUUGGAGAUGACAGCGUGUUUGCCCUCUGGCUGUUGAGCGGAGACUUGCUCUACUGCAUCGUCUUUCCACAGCUCGCCUGCGUGCUGCACUUCCGCCACGCUAAUACCUACGGCGCUAUCACCGGCUACGUAGUUGGGAUGCUGCUGCGUGUGGUGGGUGGAGAACCAGUACUCGGGAUCCCUCCUGUUCUCCUGUAUCCCGGCUGGACGGAGGAAGAUGGAGUUAUAAAACAGCACUUUCCCUUCAGAACCCUGGCAAUGCUUUCUUCUUUGAUAAGUGUUGUUAGCGUGUCCUGGCUGCUGGAGCUCGGCUUCUCUCGCCAGGUCAUUCCUCGGUCCUGGGAUUUUCUGGGCUUUUUUAAGGAGAACGAGGGAGAAGGAGAAGUGCAGGAAGAGCCUCUUCCUCUGGAGGAAAAGAACAAAACUCUUAAUACAAAAUUGUAAGCUUCACUUCAGUACAACUUCAGCCAAAGUACCCACAAACCUCUUUUUAUAGAAAUACCUACCACCCAUGCAUACCCCUAUUUUUGAUACUGCUAUAUUUAAUAUAUAUACAGUAUUAUCUCAAAGAAAUGCCAUACAAAAUGUAAGUGUACUUGCAAAUUUCAAACAGAUGCAAUUGCCAUUUUUCUAUCAACCAUAUAUCAUGACCUCCUCCAAGGAUUUCCAUGGAACUUUGUGGAAGGAUGAGGUAUUAGUCAGCAAAGAACACAUUAAAAUUGGGUUAGGGUUAGGAUCUGGAUCAGCAGAUGGAUCUAAGAAUUUCUACAAUUUCUUUGACGUUGCAAGAUGAGAAGCAUCUUUCAAUAUUUUCAUCUUGGCUUUGUUCCAGGGAAUAAUUCAUGGAACUUGAAGAAAGAAAUCAGGGAACAUUGAGGGAACUGACAUCUAUAAGGGUCUAGGUCUAGCUUGAUUUAAUACAAGGAGACAAGACAUAAGUGUUACUCAGAAACAAACAGUCCAGCAGGAGGUGCCUUUUGGAAGAAGUGUUCACUAUAAAUUUUUGUUUUAAUGCAAUUG